Molecule: messenger RNA, 4179 nt
Organism: Aspergillus nomiae NRRL 13137
Lineage: Eukaryota; Fungi; Ascomycota; Eurotiomycetes; Eurotiales; Aspergillaceae
Gene: aarA
Product: L-aminoadipate-semialdehyde dehydrogenase
Exons: 6
Coding region: 1-4128 (1375 amino acids)
Biological process (GO): L-lysine biosynthetic process
Molecular function (GO): phosphopantetheine binding; L-aminoadipate-semialdehyde dehydrogenase [NAD(P)+] activity
Source: RefSeq, a predicted model, not a curated record
AUGGGCGUUGAAACAGCCUCUUUACAGGAUCGCCUUGAGCGAUGGGCUCAAAGGUUACAAAACUUGACUGUUAGUCCUCUUACUCGGGAUUACCCCGACAACCAGAACCAGGAGCUUCCCAAGAGAGCCAUUGAAGCAUUUGAAACCUUCAAGCUCCCAGAAGACACGGACGGAAAAUUGCAGAAGCUUUCCGGCUCAUCCUCUGGUUUUACCAUUUUUUGGCAGCCUUUGUUGUGCUUGUUGCUCGUCUUACCGGCGAUGAGGACAUUGCCAUCGACUUUCCUUCAAUUGUACGCCAAGGUUCAGAAGGCAUUCGACCAAGGGUCCUCCGACAUUGUUCCUUUGGGUAGUUUACGAUCCUACAUCCAGCAGAAGUCCCAGUCCGAGCGAUCCCCAAUUCUUUUCCGCUUUGCAGCCUACGAUGCACCCGCCGCGUCUCAGGAAUACCCUGCCAAUACAUUCGAGACUACGGACCUAGUCGUGAAUGUUGCGCCUGCAGCAGGCGGGUCAACAUCUCAAGCGGAACUGGGAGCAUACUAUAACCAAAGACUCUUCUCAAGCGCUAGGAUAUCCACUAUAUUGAAGCAGCUGGGAAAGAUCGUUGAAAAUGCGACCAACAACCCAGAAGAGGCAAUUGGCCGCCUUGACUUCAUGACCGAUGAUCAGCGGGCACUUCUGCCAGACCCCACAGCUGACCUGCAUUGGUCCAAGUUCCGGGGUGCAAUUCAUGAUAUCUUUGCUCAGAACGCUGAGAAACACCCAGAAAAGCUGUGUGUGGUCGAAACCAAGUCCGAUCGUUCUCCCCACCGCGAAUUCACAUACAGGCAAAUCAACGAGGCCUCCAACAUUCUGGCACAUCACUUGGUCCAAUCAGGCAUUGAGAGAGGCGAAGUCGUCAUGGUGUACGCUUACCGUGGUGUCGAUCUUGUGGUGGCGGUUAUGGGUAUCCUUAAAGCCGGUGCAACUUUCUCCGUCAUCGACCCCGCGUAUCCACCAGAGAGACAGUGCAUCUACCUUGAUGUCGCUCGUCCUCGGGCACUCAUAAAUAUUGAGAAGGCCACUAAGGACGCUGGCGAGCUUUCCGACAAAGUUCGCUCCUUCAUCAAUGAAAACCUUGAGCUUCGCACAGAAGUCCCUGCGCUCGCACUUCGCGACGACGGUUCGCUCAUUGGAGGAUCAAUCAAUGGCCAAGAUGUUCUAACCAACCAGGUACCUUUGGGAUCUAAGCCUGUCGGUGUGGUGGUUGGUCCAGACUCGAUCCCUACUUUGUCCUUCACCUCUGGAUCUGAGGGAAGGCCUAAGGGUGUGAGAGGACGUCAUUUCUCCUUGGCAUACUAUUUCGACUGGAUGUCCGAAACGUUCAAGCUGACCCCCAAUGACCGUUUCACGAUGCUCAGCGGUAUUGCCCAUGACCCCAUUCAGAGAGACAUCUUUACUCCUCUUUUCCUGGGAGCACAGUUGUUAGUACCGGCACGUGAAGACAUCCAGAAUGAGCGGCUUGCGGAGUGGAUGCGGGAAUACGGUGCUAGUGUAACCCAUCUUACACCCGCCAUGGGUCAGAUUCUGGUCGGUGGUGCUUCCGCACAGUUCCCAGCUCUUCACCACGCUUUCUUCGUCGGUGAUAUCUUGAUCAAGAGAGAUUGCCGAUCUCUGCAAGGACUGGCCCCGAAUGUCAACAUUGUAAACAUGUAUGGUACAACCGAAACCCAGCGUGCGGUUAGUUAUUAUGAAAUUCCUAGCUACUCCAGCAACGAAGGGUUCCUGGACACUAUGAAGGAUGUAAUUCCAGCCGGUCGGGGAAUGGUUGAUGUGCAGAUGCUGGUUGUCAACCGCUUUGACCCAAGCCGUAUUUGCGCCAUCGGAGAAGUGGGCGAAAUCUAUGUUCGCGCUGCUGGUUUGGCAGAAGGCUACUUGGGCUCCCCCGAGUUGAACGAGAAGAAGUUCCUCAAGAACUGGUUUGUUGAUCCUCAAUCUUGGGCUCAGAAGGAUCAAGCCCAAGCGCAAGGUGGCAAUGAGCCAUGGAGGCAAUUCUAUGUUGGACCAAGAGACCGCCUGUACCGCAGUGGAGACCUUGGUAGAUACACUCCUUCCGGUGAUGUUGAAUGUUCCGGCCGCGCGGAUGACCAAGUGAAGAUUCGUGGUUUCCGUAUCGAGCUUGGUGAGAUUGAUACGCAUCUCUCACGCCACCCAUUGGUGAGAGAGAAUGUUACUUUGGUGAGGCGAGACAAGUUCGAGGAGCCAACUCUGGUCAGUUACUUUGUGCCGGAUAUGAGCAAGUGGGCUUCGUGGCUGCAAGAAAAGGGCCUUGAAGACGACACCUCCGCUGAAGGAAUGGUUGUGCUCAUCCCGCUCAAGCGGAUGCCUCUUAACCCUAAUGGAAAGAUCGAUAAGCCUGCAUUGCCGUUCCCAGAUACUGCGGAGCUCAGUGCUGCUGCACCUCAACGCAAGUCGUCUGUCCUGGAGGCCCUGUCCGAGACAGAGCAAGCUUUGGCUCAGAUUUGGGCACAGCGCAUUCCAAAUGUCACCUCUUCCAUGGUUGGCCCUGACGAUUCAUUCUUUGACCUUGGAGGACACAGUAUUCUGGCACAGCAGAUGUUCUUUGAUCUUCGGCGUAAGUGGCGUGGCGUUGACAUUAGCAUGAACGCAAUCUUCCGCAGCCCCACCCUUAGAGGGUUCGCUGCCGAGAUCGACCGCUUGUUGAAUUUUGAAUCAUUCGCCGCCAGUGACAAUAAGACAGGUGCCGAAGACCAAGAUACCUCCAGUGCACCUGAUGACGAAUACUCCAAGGACGCUCGGAAGCUGGUAGACGUUCUGCCGAAGGCAUUCCCUGAGAGGACAGAGCCUAUUCUCUCUGGAGAACCGACCAUCUUCCUUACGGGCGGUACUGGAUUCCUGGGCGCGCAUAUUCUUCGCGACCUCCUCACCCGUAAGACACCCACGGCAAAGGUGGUGGCUUUGGUUCGAGGAAAGACCGAGCAGCAAGCACUGGAGCGUAUCCGGUCCACCUGUCGAGCAUACGGUUUCUGGGAUGAGGCGUGGACCAGCCGGCUGCAGUGUGUCUGCGGUAACUUAGGAGACCCUCAAUUCGGCCUCUCUCAAGCGCUGUGGGAUGAUCUUACGAACCGUGUCGACGCGGUGAUCCACAACGGAGCCCUUGUCCACUGGGUGUAUCCUUAUUCUACUCUCAAGCCUGCCAACGUUAUGGGUACUAUCGACGCCCUGAAGCUUUGCGCCACUGGAAAGCCUAAACAGUUCUCCUUUGUAAGCUCUACCAGCGUGCUUGACAGUGAUCACUAUGUCGAAGAGUCUGAACGUAUUGUUGCGGCCGGAGGAGCUGGUAUCAGCGAGGAGGAUGAUCUGGAGGGUAGCAGCGUAGGCCUUGGAACCGGUUACGGCCAGAGCAAAUGGGCAGGAGAGUACCUUGUCCGAGAGGCGGGUAAGAGAGGCUUAAAGGGAACCAUUAUCCGUCCUGGAUACGUGCUCGGUGACUCUCAGACCGGAACCACGAACACCGAUGACUUCCUUAUCCGUAUGAUCAAGGGAUGUAUUCAACUUUCUGCUCGCCCCAACAUCAACAACACGGUCAAUAUGGUUCCCGUCGAUCAUGUUGCCCGCGUUGUCAUCGCUGGUGCCCUCCAGCCUCCAUGCACGCCCAUUGGUGUCGCGCAGGUGACUGGCCACCCCCGUCUUCGAUUCAACCAAUUCCUGGGAGCACUGCAGCUGUACGGCUACAACGUGCCCCAGGUCGACUACGUCCCGUGGGCACAGUCGCUUGAGCAAUAUGUCAACGACGGACAGCACGACGACCCAGCGUCCCAGCAUGCACUUAUGCCCCUCUAUCACUUUGUGACCGCUGAUCUCCCAUCCAAUACCAAGGCCCCUGAACUCGACGAUGUUCAUGCCGCUGCCUCCCUUCGUGCAGAUGCCGCCUGGUCCGGCGUCGAUGCCUCCGCUGGGGCCGGCGUGACCGAGGAGUUGGUCGGUCUGUACGCGGCCUACCUAGUUACGAUCGGGUUCUUGCCUUCGCCGCCUGCGUCCUCGACCGCUCGGCCGUUACCCACGGUCCAACUCAGCGACGACCAGAAGCAGGCCUUGGCCAAUGUUGGUGGCCGUGGAGGCAGCUCAUGAUUCUAUUGAGACGUAGCGCCUUUUUCUGUUUCAACGAUGCAUGUUUUCGUU